Molecule: messenger RNA, 1029 nt
Organism: Pieris macdunnoughi
Lineage: Eukaryota; Metazoa; Arthropoda; Insecta; Lepidoptera; Pieridae
Source: the annotation of a GenBank genome assembly
AUGAAGUACCUUGAUAUGCAAUCUCUUUGUCGGUGCGCACAAGUCAACAGGCAUUUUCGAAGGCUCGCGUCUGAUGCAAUUCUCUACCGAAGUAUAGAUUUACGGCCGUAUUGGCACUGUGUUAGGUCACAGGUGUUAAUGACAUUGUCAAAACGUUGCAAGUUUCUUCAAAAACUUGACCUGUCGUGGUGCGGAAGUCACUGUAUGGUUCAACCACAUUUUGUUGUCGAUUUUCUGAAGGACAGUGGCGCGGAGUUAACUCACUUGCGAAUGAACUGUUGCAAAUUCGUCGACAACUCCGUGUUAAGAGCAGUUGUUGAGACAUCGGCUAAUUUGCAAGAAUUAUGUCUUCGCUCUGUAGUUACCUGUUCUGAUUGGGCGUGUCUGGUGACGCUUACGAAGUUAAAAAGAUUAGAUUUAUAUAGAACUCAUAUAAAUACAAGCGCCGCUGUGGCUAUAAUACGAGCGAACCCUGGAUUGCAGCAUCUUAAUGUUGGUUCGUGCAAAAUGAUAUCUGGUAUGGAUGAAGUUGCAAUCGCACUUGGAGCUAAUUGCCCGAACCUUAUGUCGGUGGACUUUUGGAAGUCUUACUCUUUAACCGCUGUUGGGAUUCGGGCACUUGGCCAUUGCAAACAUUUACAAGAACUGGAUGUUGGUUGGUGCCUCCAAGCGGGCGGUUCAGGCGAAUGGUUAGCGGCGCUAUCUGGUGGAGAACUUCGGAAACUGUUUCUUGGCGCUUUGCGUGGAGUUUGCGAUCGGGACCUAAGGACCUUAUUGCCGCGAGUCAAGAAACUAUCGCAGCUGGAUUUGUUAGGAGUGAGAGCUGUAACACCUGAUAUUUGUUCUGAUAUAUUAGCGGAAUGUCGAGAGCUGAAAUUGCUUGAUGUUAGUUUUUGUGAUCAAAUACACGAGGCACAAGUACUAGAAUGGCGUCGUCAAUAUCCACACGUUAGUAUAAAGCGAUCGUUCCAGUCCGCUAACCUCACAGCGGCUCCAAAUUCACUAUUUUUAGCACCCAGUCUGGAGUAA